AUGUCGCAGGUCCAAUUGAACAAGUCGCUGUUUAGUAAUCGAGUCAAGACAAUCUAUGAUAACUGGAAUGUGGGCUCUCUUUCUACCCGUGCUUCGGUGCAGUUGGCUGAAACAAAAACAUGGCUACUUGGUUACGAAUUUCCUUCGACUUUUAUAUUGUUCCAAAAAGAUAAAGUGUCUAUUCUAUGUUCCGCCAACAAAGCAAAACUAUUGCAACAAGUAAAAGAUUCGGCUAUCGUACCCAUAGAAAUCCUUGCCCAAGCAAAAGCAAAAGAACCUCCGAGCGAUGCAUUUCCUAAAUUUGUUCAACUAUAUACAUCCUGCAAGCGAGUCGGCACUCUCGUAAAGGAAUCACCUUCAGGGAAACUCGUCGCUGAUUGGGAGAAAGCGGUCGGUGAUGCAGAGAACAAGCCUGAGCUUGUGGAUUUGGCCCCUGUCCUGUCUAUUGUAAUGGCAGUGAAAGACGAGGAAGAGCUGAAAUGGACACGGAUAGCAGCCAACCUGACAUCUACGUUACUUCAGCAUCAUAUCGCGGUAAAGCUAGAGAUGAUAUUGGACAGAGAAGCGGUGAUUACACACGAGCAGUUCGCCGCUCAAAUCGAAGCACGGCUAGGAACCGAGGGUACCAAUGGUGGCAGUGGCAAAGGCCCAGAUAUGAAGUUGUGGGGAAAAGGUAGAGGAUUGAAUGAGGUCGAGUGGUUGUCGGCAGAAUUUUGUUACUCCCCUAUUAUUCAGUCACGGUCUACGAAGCAGGGAUACGACUUGAAAUCUACUGCAGUGUCUUCUUCAGAUGCAAUCGCCCAUAAAGGUGUUUUUAUAAUAGCUGUCGGUAUGCGUUAUAAGAGCUACUGUGUCAAUAUGGGUCGGAGUAUCAUCGUUGACCCCUCAAAGGAACAAGAAGCCAUUUACAAUCUCCUUGUAUCGCUGCAAAAUGAUUUACUCGCGCAGAUGAAGGACGGUGUAAUGGCCCGAGACGUUUAUCAAUAUGCCCUGGCACAAGUAAAGGAGAAAAAGCCCGAGUUGGAGAAAAAUUUCGUGAAAAAUGUGGGAUUCGGGAUGGGAGUGGAAUUCCGAGAUUCAGCAUACUUAUUGUCACCAAAGAACUCACGUCGGCUGAAGCCAGAUAUGAUCUUCAACUUAGCCAUCGGGUUUUCUGAUCUCGAAGACGAGAGUGGCAAGAAAUAUGCUCUUCAUCUUGUCGAUACAGUGAGAGUCGGCCAGGACAAAGCCUCACUACUCACGGAUGGAGUCAAAUCUCCCAAGGACACGCUUUUCUUCUUAAAUCUUGACAACGACGAAGAAGACGUCAAGCCUUCCAAAGCCCCUAAAAAGCCACCGGUGAAGCCGAUCACUAAUGGCUCACCUGUGAAGAACAAGACGGUUGGUGGCAAAGUUUUACGGAAUAAAACACGCAGUGCCGCUCAGGAAGAGGUACUAAUGACAACUGCAGCAAAAAUCAAGGAGCAUCAAGUGGAACUUCAUGCACACUUGCAGUCCGAAGGUAUAGCAAAAUAUUCAGAGGAAGGCGGCGGAAGCAGCGGUAAGGAAGGGAAAGGGUGGAAGCGCUUUCAAAGCUAUAAGGGUGAAGCAGCGCUACCGAAAGAGAUUGAUAAUUUGCGGAUCUUUGUUGAUCGUAAAGCGCAGACCAUCAUACUGCCGGUACACGGCUUUGCAGUACCAUUCCAUAUUAGUACCAUCAAGAAUGCCAGCAAAAGUGACGAAGGUGACUUCACCUACCUUCGGAUAAAUUUCCAAACACCCGGUCAGCUUGCUGGAAAAAAAGAAGAUACACCGUUUGAAGAUCCUGACGCUACAUUUAUUCGCUCCGUGACUUACCGUUCGCCAGAUGGGCACCGUUUUGAUACUGUGUGCAAACAAAUAACUGACUUGAAGAAGGAAGUGAACAAACGAGAGCAACAGAAGAAAGAGAUGGCGGACGUCAUUGAGCAAGAUGUGUUGGUAGAGAUCAAAGGCCGAAGACCACACAAAUUACCAGAAGUCUUCGUUCGGCCUGCAUUAGAUGGUAAGCGGCUGCCGGGAGAAGUAGAGAUACAUCAGAAUGGCCUGCGAUAUCAAUCUCCUAUGGGUUCGCAGAAGAUCGAUGUACUCUUCAGCAACGUCAAACAUCUCUUCUUCCAGCCUUGUGAUCGUGAACUAUUGGUGAUUGUUCACGUUCACUUAAAAGCUCCUAUCAUGAUUGGCAAGAAAAAAGCCCAUGACAUACAAUUUUUGCGCGAGGCCUCUGAUGUUCAAUUUGAUGAGACUGGUAACCGAAAACGCAAACAUCGUUAUGGUGAUGAGGACGAAAUCGAGAUGGAACAACAAGAAAGAAGGAGGAGGCAAAUGCUAAACAAAGAAUUCAAACUCUUUGCGGAGAAGGUAGCUGAAGCUGCAUCAACCUCGACUGGAGACGCACUGGAAGUUGAUAUACCAUUUCGAGAACUCUCGUUCGAAGGUGUACCAUUCCGCACUAAUGUUCGUCUUCAACCGACUACGGAGUGCCUCGUCCAUUUGGUGGAUCCUCCGUUCCUAGUGGUUACUUUGAAUGAUAUCGAAAUAGCUUCGUUGGAGCGUGUGCAGUUCACCCUCAAACAGUUCGAUCUCGUCCUUAUCUUCAAGGACUUUACAAAACCUCCUCUGCACAUCAACUCUAUACCUAGCGCUCAGCUCGAUGAUGUUAAGAAUUGGCUAGAUUCCGUCGAUAUUCCGCUCAGCGAGGGACCCGUCAAUUUGAAUUGGGGACCCAUUAUGAAAACGAUCAACGAAAGUCCAUAUGAUUUCUUCCAGCAGGGCGGCUGGAGUUUCCUUGGAGGUGGAGGGAACGAGAGUGAUGCAGAUGAAGGCUCGGACAGCACGUCGGAAUUCGAAGCUGACUCAGAUGAAAUGAUAUCAGAGCAAAGUAGUGACGAAGAGAGCGCAUACGAUGGAUCUGACGCAAGCGCAGACUCUGGCAGUGGAUCCGACUUUGAUGAUGAGAGUGAUGAUGGUGACGAUUGGGAUGAACUCGAAAGAAAGGCGGCUAAAUCUGACCUAAAGCGUGUGGAGGGCAAAAAACCGCAGGACUCUGACGACUCUGACGACGAUCGACCAAAGAAAAAGGCUCCUGCAAAAUCCUCUGGUAAAUCUGCAAAAACAGCGAAGACUAAUGGGAAGGGCAAACGGUGAUUGAGGGGUAAUGUGUAUCAUAUUUCUAGUUUGCAAUAUUUACUAUUUCCGUCCUCUUUUUCUUCCUGUGUAUUAUUGCUAGUAUUCCGUUUGUUUAUCUACAUACAGCCUAUUGCAACUUGAGUUUACGUCCCUCUUGCUUGCCUUCUUGGGCAUUCAACCUUGCUUCCCUCCACAUGUAGGCGCCCGCUAUGGCAGCUCCAGGCCCAAACGCCCCAGUUGCAGUGACAUGCCAUACGAGCAGUACGAUGAGCUGCUUGAGGUUAUCGGCAAACCAGAAAGUGGCCAAUACGCUCGACAUCCCGCCGAAUAUGAGGUCCCAUUGGAUGAAAUCACGAACACCCUGCUCAAAGUUGGCAGUUUCAGGAGAAAGCGGGACUAAGGAAGGUAUAUAAAGGGCUUUAAGGAGUUCGUGAUUUUCGAUAAUUGGCCAAUGCGUGUAGAUAUGGAUAACGGCUGAUGAGACGAAUAUAAGGAUAUAAGUGGCCUGGACGAUUUGGUAUCCUGACUGCGUCAAGCGAGAUGGAGAGCGGACCAGACGGUGCAUGAAGAUGGCGAGUUGCAUGAUCAGCGGGAAGCCUUGCCAGAUAGCUGUGACUAUCGGAUCCUCCAUGACAAACAUACAAGCGGAUGGUAUGAUGAAGCCGACAAUGAAACUAAAGAGCAAAGCUUCUGCGUUUCCCUGGUUGAUCUUUGAGCUACCAGCGCCAGUGUUUCUAUGACGAGUGGCCGCUCCAGUAAAUAUAAACGCUAGCCAGUAAACUGGCAUCACGAUAGCCAUACUCGCUAUUUGAUAGAGAACACCGAAUGCAACUGGGAAGCGAAGAGCGAUAGGAGGCUCGUCACGAGACGCUUCAAGGUAUGGAACGAGAGCAAUGAUAGCUAAACCAGUCAUGAGAUCACCGACGAAGGGGCGGAAGGAGGGAAUCAUGAAGCCAUGGAAGAACGUGACUAGUCCGCAAAGUAGAUGGUCAACAUCAACGAAACCGGUGUAUAGCAAUCGGUAAGGUGAAGAGUUUGCGUCGAUGGCAGCAUGGCAGAGGGUUUGCGAUGUUUGCAUUGCACCAGAAGAAGCGAAGUUGCUGAAAACCGUGCGGAUUGCUGCAUAACUGAUGGCAGGGAAUAUAACAAGAGGUAGGAG
Messenger RNA from Serpula lacrymans var. lacrymans S7.9, 4306 nucleotides. RefSeq lists its product as uncharacterized. The record is from RefSeq and is a predicted model, not a curated record. Lineage: Eukaryota; Fungi; Basidiomycota; Agaricomycetes; Boletales; Serpulaceae. Gene Ontology annotation, molecular function: nucleosome binding. The coding region runs from base 1 to 3165 and encodes 1054 amino acids. The transcript is spliced from 17 exons. Gene Ontology annotation, biological process: positive regulation of transcription elongation by RNA polymerase II; transcription elongation by RNA polymerase II. Gene Ontology annotation, cellular component: FACT complex.